This is a messenger RNA of Necator americanus (New World hookworm), 417 nucleotides long. RefSeq lists its product as uncharacterized. The coding region runs from base 1 to 417 and encodes 138 amino acids. NCBI's taxonomy places the organism in Eukaryota, Metazoa, Nematoda, Chromadorea, Rhabditida, Ancylostomatidae. The transcript is spliced from 3 exons. The record is from RefSeq and is a predicted model, not a curated record.
AUGAUGGAAAAAGAAAUAAUUCAGGUAAUUACAAAACUACCGGGGAAAAAUCCUGUUAGACUAUUAUUAUUAUUAUUAUUAUUAUUAUUAUUAUUAUUAUUAUUAUUAUUAUUAUUAUUAUUAUUAUUAUUAUUAUUAUUAUUAUUAUUAUUAUUAUUAUUAUUAUUAUUAUUAUUAUUAUUAUUAUUAUUAUUAUUGUUAUUAUUAUUAUUAUUAUUAUUAUUAUUAUUAUUAUUAUUAUUAUUAUUAUUAUUAUUAUUAUUGUUAUAUGGCAUUAGAUUAUUGGAGACAUCGGCGCUGACCGACCGUGCGCUUAAUGAUGGCCACCGGAUAACGAGAAAGAGGCCAUGGGACAUCACACUAUUAUGUGAUGAGCUAUGUCUAUGGAUCAUAGGUGUGUAUGUGUUCGGUUCUUAG